UUUUUUAGUUGAGUGUAAUUUUGAAUAUUAAACAUCACAUUUAAUAGUAUUUUAAUUUAAGUACAAGUACGGUUACAUGUAUGUCUGUACAUUUUUAUAUUAUAUUCCGCCGUUUAUUAUGCUUGUUAAAUUUACAUUUAUGUUCCGAGAUCUCAUUAUUUUAUAGUCAAUUCUCUAUUUAAAAUUACUUGAUAUUAUAAUGUCAGGUAAUGAAAAUAAUGAUUGUGAAAUGACUGCAAGCUCAACACUUAGCUGCGUUGAAUCCAACCAUAUUGACAAUAUCUCUGAUGUUAUAUAUGACGAAAACGGACUUGAAAAUUGUCAUACUAACUCUUUAAACAAUAGUUUAUCUAUUGAAAGCAACAAUGAUACUUGUGCCUUAGUUUUGGCUCCAAAUAACAGGACCGAUCCAAAUGAUAAUUGUGAUAUACAAAUAAAAGACUUAUAUAAUCAAAAUGGUUUAAAUUCAAUAGAAACUAUUCACCAAAGUACAAUUAGUAAUAAAGAGGAUCAAUAUGAGAAAAAUAAACAUGAGACUAUUUCUGACCAUAAAGAGGAUCUCGUAGAGAAUGAUAAAACAAGUGUUGUUACUCCAAAACUAGAAUGGUCAAUUGAUUUACUAAAGGAAAGUUCAUCAAAAGUUAUAAGUAAAAAUGACAGUAAUGUUGAAGAAAUCAAUCUUAAAAAUGUGUCUCAUAAAAAACAAAAUAAAUUUAGUAGUUCUAUAGUAAAUGAUCAAAAUCAUAACCAUGAAGAUUCAGGGGUGCAGAGUAUUGAAAUACACAAUGAAGUUCCUGUAAAAAUUAAUACUAGACCUCAGCGACAAGCUGCAAAAAAGGCCGAAAGCCAAAUUAGAGAAAUAACAAAAGAAAUAACAAAUCCUGUUGAUACCAUUGAAGAAAAAAUAAUAGAAGUUAUAGAAGAGUUAUCGUCACCACUAAAAAAAGUUUGCUGCCAGUGUAACAGGUUUCGUCUAUGUAAUUUUACUAUAAGAAGUCACAAGAACAUGUUUUUAUGUCAAGAAGAAUGUGUAGCAAACUAUCAAAGAAAAACUAGCCAAAUAAGUGUAGAAAAAAAAUGUGAACACUGUCAGGCAACUAUUUUUCAAAAUGAUGACAAAUAUUUCAAUUGGCAAACUAAGUAUUUUUGCUCUGUGAAUUGUUUAGAUCAGUUUCAGCAUUUAAUUUUGGGGUCAAAUUGUAGUAAAUGUGAACAAGUUAUAACAUCGGACACUAAUUUUGGAAAAUAUUGUCGAUACAUUAAUAGAAAUAUAUUACAAUUUUGUGGCAAUGCUUGUUUAGAAAGUUAUGAAGAAGGACUUAAGUUGUGUACUUUUUGUCAAAAAAAGCUGCUAGAAAAUGAAGCUAAAGAUUUUUGCUCAUCAUUUUGUCAAACUAAAGACUAUGAAUCAAGAAAAAAAAAAGUUCUUCCUAUGAAAUAUAGUAGUGGCCAAAGUUUAGAUGACAACACAUCUUUAACUAACAAGUGUAAUAUCUGUUCUUAUAAAUUGGAUAACUUGUCUACAAAUAUGAUCCAAAUCAUAAGUGAUUCUAACCUUGUUAUCCAGUACUGUUCUAAUGAGUGUUUAAAUAAAUUUUUAGUUUUGAAAAAAAAAACUGUUUCGUGCGUUACAUGUAAAUUUAAAAAGUUCAAUUUUGAUAUGAUUUGUACAAGUAAUCUGGCUUCCAGUAGUGUUGUGGUGUACUUAUGUUCAUUACAUUGUCUUAAUCAGUGUCCGGAGCUAUCUCAAAAAAAAAAUAUGAAGGUUGUUUGUGAUAAAUGUGGAACACAGUCAUUAGUUUGUUAUAAAACUAUUUUCAAUACUAAACCGUUUAAUUUUUGUAGUCAAAAUUGUUUAAAUCUAUUUCAAGCUAGUAAAAAGCAAAAACAAAAAAGCAUCUCCAAAAACUCUGUGGAAAAUCAAAGUUCAAACUUACGAGUUUCUACAAGGAAGUCUGCACGUAAAGAGGAAAAUCACUACACUAAUAGCUAUGGAGGUUAUAGCUCUCAAUCGAAAUCUCCAAGAGGAAAGAGUAAAGUUCGUAAAAAAAUAAUUUAUGAAGAAACUAGAUCGUCUACUUUGGUAGACAAAGAAGUUCAAACGGAUCUAACAGGCAGCAAAGGAGUUAUAAUCCCAGUUCCAGUGCCUGUUUAUGUUCCGAUGCCUAUGCAUAUGUUUACCACACCAUACCCAGUACCCGUUCCAAUCCCUAUACCUUUACCCAUUCCUAUAUUUAUACCUACAACAAAAAACACUAUAAAAGGAAUCUUUAAGGAUAUAAAGAAAAUACAAGAAGAAACGCCAACUGAUCCAUUCGAGGCAGAACUAUUGUUAAUGGCAGGCAUGGUGGCUGAAGAAAAAACUGAAAAUCAUUCAUCAUCAGACAGUGAAAACGAUACAGCUAUUGAUUACAAUGAUGACACUAAAGUGGUUUCGUCAAGUGCUCGAAACCAUAAUUCAUUUGGUGAUGAUGUACUUGCAAUGGCGUUUAAUAUGGCUGGUGGAAAUUCUGAUAGCAUAAAUGAAACAGACAAUGUUUCCAACAUAUCUACAAAUAAUAACAGAGACCCAUUGAUUGACGAUGUUGAAGCAAACUUAGUAUCUUCUACUAUUAUGCCUCAAACAUCAAAUGCAAUUAAUGAUGUAACUCAAGACGACAUGAUUACCUCUCCGCUAGACCCUUUGCGUCGUCUUCCCAGAAAACGUGCACCUCGUUCUCAGUCACAGAGGAAUCCAAGCUUAAAGCGAGCCCGUAAAAAUGACUAUCCUCCAAUAUCUAGUGUCCCGCUGUCUAAUACUAGGCUAAAAUCACAACAGCAAGAAGUUCAAAAUUCUCAUUAUACUAUGUCCACACCAGUUGUCAAGCCUGAUGCAAACAUGUGUCUCAAGUUUACUUUAGGUGUAAAUGCUUGGCGCCAGUGGGCUUCUUCUAAAAGCAUAGAAUUUGAAAAUACUUUAGCUUUGAACCUACCUGUCGUAAAAAAAACCAACAUAUUUAAAUUAGAUCUCUUACAACUGACUGCCAGCGAAUUAAAUUACUCUUUGUGUUUAUUCGUGAAAGAAUUCCGUAAACUUAACGGAAGUGAAUAUGCACCGGACACAAUUUAUUAUCUUUGCCUAGGCAUUCAACAAUAUUUAUUUGAAAACGGAAGAAUCGAUAACAUAUUUACAGAUAUAGCUUAUGAAAAGUUUACGGAUACUCUAAAUGAAAUUGCCAAAAAGUUUUCUGAACUUUAUAUUGAUGCGAAAUAUAUCGUUACACGUGUGGAGGAGGAAUAUCUCUGGGAGAGUAAACAACUUGGAGCUCACUCUCCCUAUGUUUUACUCUGUACGCUGAUAUUUUUCAAUACAAAACAUUUCAAUUUAACAAGUGUGGAGGAACAUAUGCAACUAUCAUUUUCUCAUAUUAUGAAACAUUGGAAAAGGAAUCCGAACCAACCAUCUACAUCUGGCACUAAACCGCCUAGUACUUAUAGAAAUGUUUUGUUACGUUUUUACCCUCCACAAGCUGCCUUAGAUUUACCGAAUUCUCGAAAGAAAAAAGUGUAUGAACAGCAUGAGAAUGAAGAAAAUCCAUUAAGGUGUCCAGUAAAAUUAUACGAAUUUUACUUGUCCAAAUGUCCAGAAAGUGUUAAGACAAGAAAUGAUUUAUUUUAUUUAACACCUGAAAGAUCUUGUGUACCCGACAGUCCUGUAUGGUACUCAACUAUGCCAUUAAAUAAAAAAUCGUUGGAAAAAAUGUUGUAUAGAGUCAAAAUGGUAAAAGAAAUUAAUGUGGCAUUAUUAUCAUCUUGAUUUUCAACUUAUAGUUAACAUAAUAUUUUUUGUUUUGUCUGUGACUAAAUUAAAAAAAACAAAAACAAAUUGUUCUUAAAAUUAGUUAAGGUCAAAUUUCUUCCUUAUGCCAUUUAAUCUUUACAUGUUAACCGAAAUAAUUUGUACAGAUAGUAAAGUAAUAUAUAUGUUAAUUAUUUUCACGCAUUUUAUUUUUUUCACAU
This is a messenger RNA of Adelges cooleyi (spruce gall adelgid), 3999 nucleotides long. RefSeq names its product zinc finger MYM-type protein 3 (gene woc). NCBI's taxonomy places the organism in Eukaryota, Metazoa, Arthropoda, Insecta, Hemiptera, Adelgidae. Bases 200 to 3796 code for a protein of 1198 amino acids. The record is from RefSeq and is a predicted model, not a curated record. The transcript is spliced from 19 exons.